Molecule: messenger RNA, 2656 nt
Organism: Cryptotermes secundus
Lineage: Eukaryota; Metazoa; Arthropoda; Insecta; Blattodea; Kalotermitidae
Product: protein O-linked-mannose beta-1,2-N-acetylglucosaminyltransferase 1
Exons: 12
Coding region: 700-2331 (543 amino acids)
Biological process (GO): protein O-linked glycosylation via N-acetylgalactosamine
Cellular component (GO): Golgi membrane
Molecular function (GO): beta-1,3-galactosyl-O-glycosyl-glycoprotein beta-1,3-N-acetylglucosaminyltransferase activity
Source: RefSeq, a predicted model, not a curated record
UCGUCCGAAGCGGCGUAGUUCUCUGAGAAUGAAUAUUUCUCCUUGCUCCCGUGUUAUUUUUGCCGAAUUUAGGUGUAUAUUCUCCGUGAUUGAUUGUGAUAUGUUAGUUUAAGUAUAACGAGGAUGCAGUUACUGUUUUAAAAGUAACUUGACAUUGAGUGUUUCGGUAACUAACUAAUUUAUUUCGUGGUUUAUUGGACAGUGUUCUGUGAAGUGAAUAUUUAAUGUAGCGUCCAGUGGUAAACAUGACUUUGAACAGAAUUGGUUAUAGCGUAAUUUAAUAUCAAAUCGCAUAAUUUUCCUGGAGGAAAGAAGAUAAGACGACCUUCAGGCCGUGUUUAGCCCGACGAGGGUCUUCGCUAAUAUGAAACACUUACAAAUGAAGGAGCGACAAGUCCCCAAGCGAGCGCCUGGUUACAGGCAACACGCCACUGCACACAGCCAGUCGGCACACUGGAGCCUGGAUCGUCACGGCGCAGGCUUGUGGGGAGAGACGCCAACCAGUUCGCGCACAUUAUUGAGGCUAAAAGCAGUGAACGACGCCUCGCGAGACGCUGUUCCCUCAGAGACGCCGCUCGACGGACGUCAGUCUACAACGGCUACUUCAGGCGAGCGAGUGACGCAGGUUCUGCUGCUUGUGAGGGAUCGACUCGUUAACGGAGAGACACUGCCACUGUGUGUCAUCCACUUACGGUGUAAAUGAAGACGAACGGUCGCCCAAUGGAGACGUGGCAACAGCAUACACAAAAUCAACAAUUCAUCCCCAGGCGCGGGUUAUAUAGCUCACAGGCGCCCACAGGACGUCCUUUGGGUAGAAGAAAGGUUCUUCUCACAAAGAUAUUUCAGGGAUUACUCAUCGUUGUGCUGCUCAUUACAAUUGGCAUCAAUGUAAUGUUUAUCCUGGAUACAAGUCGCCGUCUUUAUGAAGAGAAUCCCACAACAGGAGAUGAAAGAGGACUCAUUGAUGGGAGCAGCAGACGGAAGAGUCUCAGACUCCAAGAAAGUCAGCCCAAGUCUCUUGGUAUUGAAGUUGUCUCCAGCCAGUCAAAAGUAUCCGUGUCGGUGGAUGGCACAACGAUCCUGGAGGCUGGAGAAGACCACAAGGGGCGAGGGAUCCACGUGAUUGUGCUGAACCAGGCGAGUGGGAGUGUGAUGGCACAGCGUAAGUUCGAUACGUACUCGCCACACGAAGACGAAGCCAUGUCACUCUUCCUGAACAUGGUUUCUGAUGGCAGAGUCGUCAUAUUCGCCAUAAAGGAUGAAGGAACAUUCCAGAUGAAGCAGCCAGCCAGAGACCUCCUGAAGAGACUGGGUUCAAAGCGAGCGCAGAUAAUUGGAUGGAGAGACAUGUGGGCCAUGGUAACCCAGAAAGGUGCGAAGAUGUUCGGAGAGUCUUACAGCAAGAGUACUGAGUUCAACACCUGGGGAGCUCCUGUAGUUCUUCGUACAGAAAUACCACUCGUUCCUACUGAAGAUAGUGAGUGUGAUUGGGCGGAUAAAGAUGAGAACCGGCGAAGAAGAGAGUUUUGUAAUCAUAUCGAGGGUUAUGGCAGCGUCUGCAGCUGCACGGAUCCUGCGCCAUUGUUGUUUAACCCUGAACCAGUGGAAAAUAAUGAGGUUCAUGAUGUACCAGUGGCUGUCAUUGCAAGCAACAGGCCUCAUUACUUGUACAGGAUGCUGAGGUCUCUUCUCUCUGCACAUGGAGCAAAUCCAGAGAUGAUAACAGUCUUCAUUGAUGGCUACUUUGAGGAACCUCUUGAGGUGACAAAACUCUUUGGACUGCGAGGAAUUCAGCACACACCAAUUGGAGUUAAGAAUGCCAGAAUAUCUCAGCACUACAAGGCUUCUCUCACAGCAACAUUCAACAUAUUUCCCAAUGCCAAAUAUGUAAUUAUUGUGGAAGAAGAUUUGGAUGUGUCUCCAGACUUCUUCAGUUACUUCAGCCAGACUAAGAGACUGCUGGAGGAGGACGAGACACUUUACUGCAUCUCCGCCUGGAAUGACCAGGGUUAUGAGCACACCAGCAGUGAUCCAAGCUUGCUGUACAGAGUGGAAACCAUGCCAGGACUCGGAUGGAUCCUUAAAAGAUCUCUCUAUAAAGAUGAGCUGGAAUCCAAAUGGCCAACACCCGAGAAGAUGUGGGACUGGGAUAUGUGGAUGCGGCUACCUGAGGUUCGGAAGGGCAGAGAGUGUGUGAUUCCAGACGUGUCUCGGACGUACCAUUUCGGUGCUUCAGGUCUGAACAUGAAUUCCUACUUCCAAGACGUCUACUUUAAGAAACAUUCUUUCAAUACCUUGCCAUAUGUGAAGCUGAAACAUGUUGACAGGUAAUGCAUAUUAUUCUUAAUUCAGUUGACAUUCCUCUAUAAUUUAUGGAAACAAAUUAAUAUUCAUACUUUUUGUCACUGUGUAAGAAAGCAUUUUAGUUACUAUGAAGCAAAAGAUAUAGACAUUCAUGUGUAGAGGAAUGCCUCAGUUCAUCUUAACCAGAACACUGCUAAGACUUUAUAAAUUUAAUCCAAAUAACAGUUGUAUGAUAUUCUGUUUGUCUGAUUGUACAGUGACCCCCCCCACCAUGUAAGAUUAUCAGUGACUCAAAACUUUUUCAUGUAGGACAUUGAAAUCUAGGUGAAUGACAUGCUUACUGUAAUCAAUU